AUGGAUGCUGAUCGAGACUUGAAUUUCGCGAUCGGAUGGAAUCGAUUCAAUUUGAGCCUCGUCGGCAUCUGGCCUGAUCCGUUACAAAAUCCUAAACAAAACAGCGGACUCUCUCGAUGUCGCUUUAUGAUAGCCAGUUUCUUCAUGCUAGGCUUUAUGUGUAUACCGCAAUCGGCAAAUUUGGUAUUCAUUUGGGGUAACGCGGAUAUGAUGACGGAAAACCUGGCGACCGCUAAUAUUCCAGUUGCGAAUUCUUUCAUGAAAGCAAUCACCAUCUGGCGUAAAAGGAAAGGUACGAAGAACAAAGAACGUAAAAGAAAAGAUUGGCAUACGCCAAAAACGUUUGAAGAAAGAACAAUUAUGCUGAAAAAUGCCAAACUUGUAAGAAAGAUAUCGAUAUGGUGCACAAUACUAACACAGACCAUGGUAACCAUUUAUAUCGUUCUAAGGAUCUCGACGAUCAUCAGAUUUUCAUCUAGUGAUCCGGCUCGUCCCAUGCUUUAUACGGCUUAUUUUCCUUUCGAUAUUACUAGAAGUCCGAUUUUUGAACUGAUUUGCGUAUGUCAAAUGCUAUCUGCUUAUAGCGCAACGGUUUCUUAUACUGGUAGCGACAGUUUCAUUUCCAUGCUAAUACUCCACGUCUGCGGCCAAUUCGAAAAUUUGCGUGAGAGGCUCAAAAAUCUCGUUAACGAUCCGAACGGAGUAAAAACGUCUCAAGAAUUCAAGAGUGAACUGAGACAAAUUGUAAUGAGACAUGAACAUUUAAACUGGUUUGCAAAAACACUCGAGGAUUCCUUCAACAUGAUGAUGCUAAUACAGAUACUUUUUUGUACUGUUCAACUAUGCUUUCAAGGGUUCCAGGUUUUUACGGAAGAAGAAAAUGAAUCAAUGACCUUCCAAUUGAUUUUUCUAAUCAGUUUCGUAGGAUUUAUUCUAGUUCACUUGUAUAUUUAUUGUUACGUCGGUGAAAUGCUGCUUGUUCAAAGUACUGAGAUAGGAUUCUCUGCGUACGAAUCGAACUGGUUUAAUGUGCCAGGAAAGGAAGCCAGAAAUCUUCUAUUUAUCAUACAUAGAUCAACAGCACCUCUUUGUUUAACUGCUGGGAAAUUCAGCACAUUUUCUUUACAGAUGUUCAGUAAGAUUGUGAGAACUUCACUCGGUUAUCUCUCAGUAUUGCUUACGGUAACCGAACGGAAAGAAUAAUUCAUAACUAAAUUUGCUAUAAUUAUGAUAA
This is a messenger RNA of Acromyrmex echinatior (Panamanian leafcutter ant), 1234 nucleotides long. RefSeq names its product odorant receptor 13a-like. Gene Ontology annotation, cellular component: plasma membrane. Lineage: Eukaryota; Metazoa; Arthropoda; Insecta; Hymenoptera; Formicidae. The record is from RefSeq and is a predicted model, not a curated record. Gene Ontology annotation, biological process: detection of chemical stimulus involved in sensory perception of smell; sensory perception of smell. Gene Ontology annotation, molecular function: odorant binding; olfactory receptor activity.